ACACAAAAUUACACAACAAACCUCACUGCAAAUUCCAAUCCUUUUCACUCUCUCACUUUUUAAUUUCACCAUCAAAAUGGAUCGUACCAGCGGCCACCGGAAAACUCUCCGGCAUUCAAACAAACACAUCUCCUCCGUUCUAUUCCUUUACCUCACCUUAAACUCAAUCAUCACCUUCGUCGGUGCUUCAAUUCACGACUACCAAAAUGAAACCUUUAUCCGUCGUGCCAAUUCAUUCUUCUUUCAUGGUGGUAGUGAAGGUCUUUAUGCUUCUAAACCUAAUUCGCUUAAUCACUCUUUACAUUCCGAAGAUACCUUACCCACUGGUAAAUCAUUCAUCAGGUUUGAGUCUAUCACCUUUCGAAGAACGAAAGAAUCAGCUCAAAAGGCAAGUGCGAUGCAGCAACAGACAGGGUUGGUUGAAGCUAUAAUCAUUAAGGUGAAAGAUAGGAAUAACAUUGGGGGUGUUUCUUUGAACUCUGAUGCUAUAUGCUGCACCCCAGAGCUUGCUAAAGAAGGUUCUUGUAAGUUAGGGGAGGUUAUCAUCCUUGAGAACCCUGAUGACCCGAAUGGGCCAAAACGCUUGCAGACGUUUUUCGAAGGGCAGAGUGAAGAGACUAACAUGGUUAUUCAAACUGUUGACAUAAAUAGUACUGGAAUGUAUUAUUUGUAUUUCAUGUUUUGUGAUCCUCAACUGAAGGACACGGUGAUUUCCGGAAGAACUGUUUGGAGAAAUCCGGAUGGUUAUCUACCGGGGAAGAUGAUGCCAUUGAUGACAUUUUAUGGUUUGAUGUCUUUAGCUUACCUUUUUCUUGGUCUGGUUUGGUUUCUCUGGUUCGUACAGUAUUGGAAAGAUGUGAUACAGUUGCAUUACCACAUCACUGCUGUUAUAGGCCUCGGCAUGUGUGAAAUGGCCCUGUGGUAUUUUGAGUAUGCGAAUUUCAAUUCAACGGGAAGCAGGCCAAUGGUAAUUACAUUAUGGGCAGUGACAUUCACAGCUGUCAAGAAGACGGUGUCGAGGCUUCUUCUUUUGGUUGUUUCCAUGGGUUAUGGAGUUGUCCGCCCAACGCUUGGUGGUCUAACCUCAAGAGUCCUUCUUCUUGGGGUGGUGUAUUUUGUGGCCUCAGAAGCACUUGAGUUGGUUGAACAUCUCGGUAAUAUUAACGACUUCUCUGGAAAAGCAAGGCUUUUCUUAGUGCUACCUGUGGCUCUGUUGGAUGCUUGCUUUAUUCUUUGGAUCUUUCAAUCAUUAUCUAAAACCCUGGAGAAGCUUCAGAUUCGGAAAAGUACAGGAAAACUUGAGUUGUACAGGAACUUUACAAAUUCUCUUGCACUGACAGUGCUGCUUUCAGUAAUAUGGAUUGGCUAUGAGCUGUACUUCAAUGCGUCUGACCCUUUAGGUGAACUGUGGCGAAGAGCUUGGGUCAUCCCAGCUUUCUGGACUUUGCUUGCUUAUGCCCUCCUGAUAGUGAUCUGCAUUCUCUGGGCCCCAUCUCGAAAUCCAACCAGGUAUGCGUACUCAGAAGAGACAGGGGAUGACUUUGAUGAGGAAGCUAUCACAGUUGUUGGAAGUGGAGUUAAGGUGUCUGGAGAAAUGGCUACCAUGCUAGAAAGAAAGGACAGAAAGGCAUCAUCUACAUCACUGUCUACCGAUCAUCAUGUAUUUGGAGUUGUCGAAGAUCGAGAGGAAGACAAGAGGGAGUGAUUGGGUCUCACAGCUUCUUUAUUCUGUUAUCUCAGAAAUCUUGCAAGUUUUGCCUCAUUGCUUUGUCUCUUUUUAUUCACUUGGGAAGUGCUUAAAAGAAGUCAACAUGGAGAAGCAACAAGGGAGAGGGAAAUAGGGUAUGUUAAAGAUCAUUUUUCAAUGGCCAUUCAGCUUCUAAAUUUUGAGGUGAUUUUGUGAGCUUUUCAGGGUUAGUGUUCUGUGGAUAGCAACCAAAAUCUAUUUGGUUGUGCUUGGUAAGGUUGAUAGAAUUCCAUGCCUAGUAAUAUUGUCCUUGUAACUAGUUAGUUACCUCAACAAUCAACAUGGUUCAAGUAACUUUGACCUUUGUUUUGUUUACCCUUUUAUAUGCUCAAUUGGGCAUUGUUAAAGAAAUACAAGAAGGAAAGAAAAUAUUAUCAAGUCUUUAUGUA
Cicer arietinum (chickpea) is the source of this 2136-nucleotide messenger RNA. RefSeq lists its product as uncharacterized. Gene Ontology annotation, cellular component: Golgi apparatus; membrane. Lineage: Eukaryota; Viridiplantae; Streptophyta; Magnoliopsida; Fabales; Fabaceae. The record is from RefSeq and is a predicted model, not a curated record. Gene Ontology annotation, biological process: transport.